AUCUAUAUAUCUCCAGGAGAUGAGGCCUUCUACGCUGCCGUCGAUACUUAUCUCAUCGAUGCCACUUGGGUCCCACAGACAACCUGGAAGAACACCACGGCUGCGGCACAAACGAAUACCGCUCAGUAUACGACGGGGCUCACUGUCACCGCAGGCUCUGAUGUUACCGCCGCUGUUGGAAUCGCAGCAGCUUAUGAUGGCCUUUCGAUCACCAUGGAUGCCUCUGUGAAGACAUUCGCUGAUUAUGAGACGACCGACAGCAUGGAAAAAGUUGUCAUGUUGGACGUCCCUCCGCUCUCGACGGUGACAUUCUAUCAAAGGAAGUAUCGGUUCAGAGACACGAUGUUCUUCAUCUUGGAUGCGUGGAAUGCCGAGUGGAAUGCUGGCUCCUGGGGGGGAUAUGACAUCACGAGGAAGGAUUGCGCAGUUGAGAUUAUGAGCGAGGACUAUCUGACUACGGUCAUCCCGUUGAAUGGUACCACUACAGGUACGAUGGUGGUGAAUACAGUUUCGAGGGCGGAGCAGGAGAGCGCCAGGGUGACGCGGACGCGCGAGAGUCUUACUGAGAGAGCAAAGGAAGCGCUUGACAGUAUUGUUGUUUAA
Guyanagaster necrorhizus is the source of this 603-nucleotide messenger RNA. RefSeq lists its product as uncharacterized. The transcript has a single exon. The annotation marks the transcript as partial. The record is from RefSeq and is a predicted model, not a curated record. NCBI's taxonomy places the organism in Eukaryota, Fungi, Basidiomycota, Agaricomycetes, Agaricales, Physalacriaceae.